AUGGCAGUAGAUGAAGUUGGUGAAGGUAGUUUGCUCGGAGGUUCACCGAAACCGGAGGCCGCAAAGAAGAGAUUGUCAUCGGCUGGCUCGAAUUCUUCGCAAGCAGAGAGUAAUCGCCCACCACGACGCAAAGCGGGCCCUAUUUCGUCAGAUUCGUUGUCCAAAUGGAGGCGGCGAUGGCGACGUGAAAUGUCUUCAGCUUCAUCAGUUGCUUCGUCAGCUUCAUCUACCAUUUCAUCGAUGUCCGAUCUGGAUUCAGCUCCAGCUUCACCGUACAGUGCUGAUCUCUGCUCUGGUGAUAAUCUGUCAAUUGUUGGCACAGAAACUGAGCCAUCAACGUCCAGCCUCAAUGGCAGUGUUGAUGAAAAACUGAAUGGUGAAUUAAGAAGCCGAAAACGAAGCGCUUCUGCGAGCCGUUUUUCGCCACCGGCAGAGAAGAAAUCGCGUGAAGAUGAGAUGAAAACAAGGCUGGAUGAGUCGACAUUGAAGGAGAAGAAAAUACUCAUGGGCCGAUUUGUAAGAAAACUUGCACGAGGCGAAACAGUGAUGAAAAUGAUACUGGACGAAAUGAAAAGUCUUUGUAUUGUGGAUCGACGAAUAUGCUUGCGCUAUGCGUUACGUGAAGCAAGGCGAUUUCGACGGAAACCGCUAGUUGAUCUCAUGAUGCAGCAGCUGAAUCAAAUUCCGGAUGCUUCAAGCAUUGAAAUUGUGUAA
Gongylonema pulchrum is the source of this 714-nucleotide messenger RNA. NCBI's taxonomy places the organism in Eukaryota, Metazoa, Nematoda, Chromadorea, Rhabditida, Gongylonematidae. The record is from the annotation of a GenBank genome assembly.